AUGAAGUCUUUAAAGGACAGAGACAGGUGCUCAAACCUCCUCGUUUCCAGCAGUAAAUAUUUAUUAAAUGAAAACUUGGCUGAGGCUGCACAUCAAGCGUCAAGGCAGAGCCAAGAGGAGAAGGAAGGGUGGAACAUCGAAAGCCCCCUGGGCCGGCAUGAUGAUACCACCCGCUUUCGUCAGCUGUUGUGUCCAGACCCUUCCUGUGAGGUGUGUAACAAUGCAUCUGCUGAGGUCAGUUGGCUGCUGUUCCCAGAGGCCUUGGAAGAUGCUACUUCCUCUGUGUCCCCUUUGGCUUCUACAGCUCCUGUGACUGACUCAUCGUUUACUCUGUCCCCUGACUCCUUGGCAGUCCCUCCGGGAGACCUAAUACCAGCCUCUCUGUCUGAGCCUUCCCCACUGCCCCCCUCCAUUCUCUCACCGAGGCCGAUGACUCCCUUAGUUGACUUUUUUUUACCCUCACCACUGGGUCACUCUCUGUCACCAGAGCCUUUUGCUCCCUUGGAUUCUGAAUUCCCGGUGGACUGUUCCCCACCCCAAGCCCUUGCCUUCCCCCCUCUCCUACCACAUGACACUCAGAUAGCAGAUCCUGUUGUCCCACCAGAGGCCACUCUGUCUCUGAAUACCAUCUUCUCUCUUGACCCCACCUUUGCCCAAGAUAUUAAUAACUUAUCAGAUUUGUCCCAGGCAAUGAAUCCCACUGAUUCAUUUGCUUGUCAUCAUGCACCACCAACCCUGUGUGUUUCACCACAGCAAGACUGCACUUUAACUGUCACUCAGUCUAAAUCAAUUGCCAUCUUACUGAAGCCUCUUCCCGAGAGUGCACCUCCUGAUAGCCCUGGUGCAUUGUCCACUUAUGUCCCAACACUCAGAGGCAUUGAUCACUCAGGCUUGUCAGUUUCAGACUUCUCCUGGUGGAAAGCUCAUGCCAAAGACUUGUUUCCUCCCACAUUGACACAGUGUGAUUUCAAUCAAGAGUUUCUUGCCCUCCAUUCUGCAGAGACCUCUUUUGGGGGAGACCCUGCAGCCAUCCUUGUAGAGCCUGGGAACCUCUCAUUUCUUAGCCCUGAUGUCCUGGCACUCCUGGAGAGACAGGUCCAAAAGAGGAGUGAUUUCCUGAUGUGGAAGGAAAAAGAAAAGAAAAAAGAUUAUUUUCCAAAACAAUUUGGGCCAGACUACCAACUAAAUUCUUCAGAGAAAAUGAUGGAGUCAAUUGCCGAUAAGUGCGACCCGGCUGCCUCCCUUCCUUUUUGGAGCAGCAAAGACAAACCAAAGGAGCUGCAUAUGCAUCAGCAGCCCCCAUAUCCUAAGUCCUUGGAGGACCAUUUACAGCAAAAAUGUAUCCAGCUCUUCUGGGGUCUCCCAUCUCUGCACAGCGAGUCCUUGCCCUCUGCUUUUCAUGUCUCAGGUGAUGGUUCCUCAGUCUUUUUCAAUAGAAACUCUAAUGCCUCUGCAGACCAAGAAUCCCCAGUGCAUCCCCAUCCCCUACCUUUGUCCUUACCUGAGAUUCAGCCUGAACCCUUGCCUCAAACUCUGCCUCCAUCCCAGCCUCUACCUCUCACUGAAGUCCAGCCCCAGGUCCACCCUCAAUCCCCACUCCCAGUCAUACCAUCUAGUCCUCUAUCCCAGAUUAGGAUCUGUGGAGUGUGUUUCCAUAAGCCUCAGAAUGAACCAGAGUGUCUUACCUCAUCUGAAAUUCAACAGCUGGAAUGGAACAUGUUGCAGAAACAACAGGAAAAUUUGUGGGGUGUACCCUCUGUGGUCCAAAGAUCUAAGGAAGACUUUUGUCUACCAGCUCCCAGUAUUUCUUACCACCAGGUCCCCCGGGGCCCUGGGGCCCCCCGGGCUCAUGCUUCAAUCUCCAUCCCUCCUGGGGAGUUUCCUCUCAGUGAUGAAAUUCGGAAGAAACUAGAGCAUCACCUUCGAAAAAGGCUCAUCCAACACCGGUGGGGCCUGCCCCGCAGAAUCACUGAGUCUGUGUCACUGUUAAUGCCUCCGAGAGAGUUUUUGGAGAUCUCGGAGGCAGAAAGCAAUUAUGGAGUCUCACUGAUCUCUGUGCUUAAGGGUCAGAGUAGCAAAAAUCUGAGUGUUGGACUGAGCCAACCUGGAAGCAUCCAUGAGAGGGACUCAGAAAUGCUCCAGCUAGAGGCAGAUGUGGGGAAGGAUCAGGGGCAGAGCCUAGAGCACCACCCGAAAGAUCACCUGUUGAAUGACACAAAAAGCUCUUCAGAUAAGGAUCUGGAGUAUGACUCUGAGAAAGACCUAAACAGUCAGAUGCCAAGUCUCUCAGAGGAAAACUCAAGGGUGUCAGCAGGGAGCCUAGGUCAGAGACAACUUGAAAAUGCCCUCAAAGUACAUUUGAGCAAGAAGUUUGAGGAAAUCAAUGAGGGUAAGCUCCCUGGGACUGUGAAUAGCUCAUGGCAUGCUAUCAAACAGACAUUACUUAUUCUUGAGAAAUCCCACACUCAAAUAGAAGAGAGAAAUCUGCCAUCAUCCAUGGGCGAGAGCUACUCCCUGAAUACCUGCCACGAACUGACCUUUGUUGAUUCCAGGGCACAACAGAUGCUGGAGGCCCAUAUUAAAAAGUUUCAUAUGAGGAUGUUGUGGGGCCUUCCCCGCAAGGUCCUUGAAUCCAUAGAGAUCUUUAAAUUGAAAGAUGCCUCUUCCCAGUCCUUGUCCCAUUCCAACUUUUCCUCCUCAACCAAUGAGCUUUCUGAGGCAGACUCCAAAUCUGGGAGCAUCAGGUUCCAAAGAGGAAGCUCUAAAUCUCUUCAUGGAGACAAGGUGGGAACAACAGUUUCAGCCCCUGCCACCAGGCCUGUGGGCAAAGGAGGACAGAGGAUCCUGAGACGAUCACACCCUAAUACGAACCGUGGGCUUGCAGAGGAUGUUCAGAGAAGUAAGGAUGCCAGACAGACUCGGCCGACUAGCAAACUCUGCAUUUCAGGGAAAGCAAAUCAGAGACAGAUGCACCCGGCCAACAGAUACCCCUCAAAGCUGCUUACAAAGCAAGCUGGGACCCGACAGGAGCCAAAGUCUAAGAGUGUGAGUUCUAGAGAUAAAGGAGAAAUGAAGCAAGGCCAAAAGGUGGAGAAGUUAGAACCUGUUUCCAAGCCCAACGUGUCAAGGGAGAUAUUCAGGGCUGAGGAGCUCAAUGCUGUUCAAUUAAAAACCAGUGAGAAUUUGACAACUAGCAAGCCAGGGAGCUCCCAAGCCAUAAAUGUGAAUGAGAAUAAAGUUGAAACUACUGUGACCAUUGAAAGGCCCCCAAGAAAACUACCAGUUCCCCAAGAUCCUAAAUCCUUAGACCUUAAAGAACAACUGCUUGAUGAGUUAAAAUGUAAACUAGAGAACAGGGGGCAUAGCCAGGCUCAAGGCCGUCCCCUUGAUGCGUCCCUUGCUCCAGAUAACUUGACUUACAAGGCCUCACUGACUCAUGCCCAGGGUGUCUCAGGUGGGGAUAUGGGAGCUUCCCAGGUGCUGCAUGUCCAUUUGGAGGACAGAGGAAUCAGGAUGGAGCAGCAGCAGAAGACUUGGGUCCCUAAAAAUGGCUUCAGGAGGUGCCAGGAUAAUAAUUUCCCAUGCACUGCAAAGAGAGUGAGCUCUCCGGGAUCCAAAGCAGAGGAGCUUGGUGGAGGAGAUGCAGGGCUGGGGACAUCCCAACUUAGGAGGAAAAGUCUCCCUACUCAGAAGAUGGUAUUAGAGGAGACGCUUGGGAGCAAGUCUUGCCAGGCCCUGUCACAGAAGGGGCAGCCUCCUCCUGAAAGUCUUACCAGAAAAAGAAUGAAACACUUUUUUCAAUGGCUUUAUCUGGGGGGAAAAUGCAAAAGGCAAGAAGGCCCCCGGGAGAAGGGCAGCCCUGUAUCAGCUGGACAGACCAGAGGCCUAGUCAAGAGCAGAGCUACUGUUACUGGGACAACUGAAGCUCAGAAAAUCAUGACAGACAUUGGGAAGUUUCUAGAGGAGAAACUGGUGUGUCAGCACCCAGUAGAUGUCCCCUGCUCUCAGGAGCCCCUUCCUUCCCCAGAGAAGUCUGGGAAAACUCAGCAGAAGGCAGAAGUGCAGGUCCAGACAGCACCUGUCCAGGGGCAUCCUCUCAACUACCGGGUUCCAGCCUCUAAAGUGACAAAUAACAAGUCCUGCCACCAAGAAGCUAUCUUUGCUGGCCAGAGUUAUCCUCCAAGUACCAGGUGGAUCAGAGACAAGAACAUAGACCCCCAUAGAGUUGUGGCUUGUAAGGGCCAACAGUCGUGUCAGAAACAUCCCCCACCAGUGCCCUGCAGGGAGCAUGUGCCCCAUCCAAGCCCCACCUGCAGGCAUCAAGCUGUCCAGGCCCCACUGGCCACACUCUCCACUGCUAAAGGCACUGUGUUCAGAGAUCUGUCUCUACUGUUUAGACAGAAAUCACUUCUACAGAGUUUCCAGGGAGGAAAAGUUCCCAUCCAAAAAUAAUUCCUUCUAUGUGCAGAAUAUUGAU
Messenger RNA from Phacochoerus africanus (Common warthog), 4477 nucleotides. RefSeq names its product spermatogenesis-associated protein 31D4-like. The transcript has 3 exons. Bases 1 to 4452 code for a protein of 1483 amino acids. The record is from RefSeq and is a predicted model, not a curated record. Lineage: Eukaryota; Metazoa; Chordata; Mammalia; Artiodactyla; Suidae.